This is a messenger RNA of Salvelinus fontinalis (brook trout), 2403 nucleotides long. It is a transcript of the gene fam168b, whose product is annotated as family with sequence similarity 168 member B. Lineage: Eukaryota; Metazoa; Chordata; Actinopteri; Salmoniformes; Salmonidae. The transcript has 7 exons. Bases 163 to 762 code for a protein of 199 amino acids. The record is from RefSeq and is a predicted model, not a curated record.
GGUUGCUGGAGAAUUUUUUGUGCGCAGUGAGCCAAGCAGAAAAGAACAGCGUCAACCAGAGACCGUGAGAACAAAAAUACAAUAACCAAAAGUAAACAUCUGAGCCUAAAAGAACAGCAGUCGGAAACUGAGAAAUUACAACUUAUCUGAACAGUGUGCAUUAUGAACCCAGUGUACUGCCCUGCACCAACAGGGGUCCCCUAUGCCAAUCAAAAGGGGCAUUUAGUAGGAUACCCAGCUGGAUUCCCUGUGGGGUAUGCAGCGUCCCCUGCCUAUGCUCCCAACAUGUACCACCCUGGAGCCAACCACCCAGCCUUCCCCACGGGUUACGCUCCGGGCACUCCUUUUAAAAUGUCCUGCUCGCCCACCACGGGGGCUGUCCCACCGUACUCGUCACCCAACCCCUACCCUGGAGCAGUAUACCCUGUGAGAGGCACCUACCCCCAACAGAACCCCUACGCACAGCAUCAAGGCACUUACUACACACAGCCGCUGUACGCAGCCCCGCCCCAUGUCAUACAUCACACUACAGUGGUCCAGCCCAAUGGGAUGCCAGCAGCCAUGUAUGUCCCGCCCAUGCACCAUCCGCCUCGCCCCCACAAUGGUGUUGCCAUGGGGAUGGUAGCAGGGACCACUAUGGCCAUGUCAGCCGGAACAUUGUUGACGCACUCCCCGAAUCCCCUCGCCCCCCACCAAGUCACGAUGCCCACAUACCGACACCCAGGCACGCCCACCUACAGCUAUGUGCCCCCCCAGUGGUGAAGUGAUGGCACUGUCACAAGAUGGUAGAUAUGCAUUGACACUCCCGUCCAGUAUUCUACAGCUGGUGAUGAUGAUGAUGACCCCCUUCAGUUGUUCUUCCUUUUUAUAGGCGUGAUGCGAAUCUGAAUCCUAACCAUACAUCAACAGGUCUGUUCAGAACGGGAUGAAGACAAUCUUCCCACUCCUGACUAUUCCUGUUUGGAAUAACGCUAUCCCAGAAUCCUUCGCUCACUCUGCUCCAUAUCUUCCGUCAGAUGGCUACUGGAGGUCUCCUCCAUGCAAACUUGUGUUUUGUGGACUGUCUUUAGAAAUGUGUAGUUAACUAUUAAGUGGUUAAAAGAGAGUUUGGAUGAGUUUUUAUUUUUGGGGAUCCAUAUUGAGGUAAAUGCGCGUGUGUGUGUAUGCUAAAUAAUGCUCGCUCAAUCUACCUGAGACAUGCAAAAUCACCAAAAAGAUUGAAUCUAAAAGGAACUAAGAAUAAGAACUGCAAUUUUUUUUAGCACUGAUGUCGUGUCUUAAUUUGAAACCUUAAAUAAGAAAGGGGAAAAAUGUUUAGUUUUCAUACAAACAAAGUUAAAGAAGGAAUCCGCAGCGGGGGGAAGACGGUGCCACUGUUAUUGUUUUAGUUGCAAAGCUGCACGGUAAAAAAACUAAAUGUGCAGUAUGUUUUGUGUUCCUCUAUUGCUGGUGUCAGAGGGGGAACAACAGUGUUGGUUGUGUUUGCAGUAACGUCUUUGUUGUGGUAAUAUCACAAACGGAUGUGGCAUUUUCACCAUUAACGAUUCCAGCUUUAGGAUUACUACACAAAGCCGUGCAGAUUUCUGUUUGACUUGUUUUUAGAAACGUUGCAGGCACAGUAUUAUUUCCCUAGAUGAAGCUGCGUCAACAUUUUGUCUGUUGGGACCUUUUUGUUUUUGUAGUUUGGGAAAGUGGGGCUUUUUUUGUAGAGUUUUGUGCCUCUGUGUCCAUUCCAACUCUAAAUCAUUCUCCAACUCUAAUCACUGAGUUCCAUGCAGAAGUUCCAACGGUCUAAGACAGAUAAUUUACCUUUUCCUUGGACCAUCGUCCUAAGAUCCACUACAUCAUGACAGCAGAAUGAUACAGACUUGUCUUGACAUGUGAUCUAUUACUGGUCGCAAACGAAUCUAUUUACAACCACUUGGACUCCUGCAGACAAUGAGUGAUUGUGUAUAAUUCUAUCUUCAGAGGUUUAAAAUACUGAAACUGUUGCACAUACAGAUGUAUGUAUCAUACCUGAACAUGUCCACAGAUCCCUUUCUGUCAUUGGUUUGUGCUUAACCAAACCAAGAGCCACAAACUUUUAAAAGCAAUGCUAACCUGAGACAUUUUCAACAGGUUUGAGACUUGAUUAAAUUAUUAAAUCUAUUAUAAUUUUCUAAGCACUACUGGAAGAGAAGACACAUUAAAUUCUUAUUUGAGACACUGUUUUAAGGAAGCCAGAACUUAACUGACGCGAGAUAUCUCUCUCAAGGCUCCACCAGAACUUACCAGAUUAUAUCGUUGUCUGAGUCACUCGUCUAUGUUGCCUAUCUAAUCUAAGUCACCUCAGUUACUGAAUCUGUUUUGUAAUGUGUUUUUGGGUUGUCGAGAAAGACUACAAAAUAAAUACUAUUAUGAGAA